This is a messenger RNA of Nerophis lumbriciformis (worm pipefish), 5164 nucleotides long. The record is from RefSeq and is a predicted model, not a curated record. NCBI's taxonomy places the organism in Eukaryota, Metazoa, Chordata, Actinopteri, Syngnathiformes, Syngnathidae.
UGAUUUAGUUCUUGUCACCCUGUUGUCCUCCUGUCAUAAAAAAAAGGCUGUCCUCACUCAGGCCACGCCCCCUCCAGCUCCGGCUGAAAAUCGGGAGAUUUUCGGGAGAAUAUUUGCCUCGGGAGGUUUUCGGGAGAGGCGCUGAAUUUCGGGAGUCUCCCGGAAAAUUCGGGAGGGUUGGCAACUCCGGUGGCUGCCGGCCGCACUGAGCUGCCAGACGCGGGGGGAAGCCGACAUGGCCGCGGACCUGGGAGAGCUGCUGGUCCCUUACAUGCCCACCGUCAGGGUGCCCAAGGCCGGGGACAGAGUCUUCAAGAGCGAGUGCGCCUUCUCCUUCGACUCCCCGGAAUCGGAGGGAGGUUUGUACGUGUGCAUGAACACCUUCCUGGGCUUUGGACGAGAACACGUGGAGAGACAUUACCGCAAAACGGGCCAGAGCGUUUACAUGCACCUCAAGCGGCACGUGAAAGAAAAAGCCAGCGGGGCCGCAGGGGGCGCCAUCCCCCGCCGACGCAACGGGAAAGUCUUUCUGGAGUUGGAGCUCAACCGGGAUUUUAACGGCGAGGAGUACGAGUGCGAGGACGAGGCCAAGCUGGUUAUUUUCCCAGACCACUUUGAGAUCCCUUUGCCCAAUAUUGAGGAGUUACCUGCUCUGGUGACCAUCGCCUGUGAUGCGGUGCUGAAUGCAGCCUCCGCCUACAAGAAGCAGGAGCCUGAGUCCUGGGAGGAAGACCUGCAGGUGUCCAGGCAUGCCAGGACCCUCACACAGCUGGACAAUGGAGUCCGCAUCCCGCCCAGCGGCUGGAAGUGUGACAAGUGUGAGAUGAGAGACAAUCUGUGGCUCAACCUGACGGACGGUGCCGUACUGUGCGGCAAGUGGUUCUUUGACGGCAGCGGCGGGAACGGCCACGCUCUGGACCACUACAAGGAGACCAAGUACCCGCUGGCCGUGAAACUGGACACCAUCACCCCGGAUGGAGCAGAUGUUUAUUCCUUCGAGGAGGAGGAGGCGGUGUUGGACCCGCACAUGUCGCAGCACUUGUCCCACUUUGGAAUAGACAUGCUCCACAUGCAGAAGAGAACAGAGAACGGCCAGCACACAGACAACAACACCCGGCCGAGGGUCAGCGAGUGGGAGGUGAUCCAGGAGUCGGGCAUGAAACUGAAGGUGGUGUACGGGUCAGGUUACACGGGCAUGAAGAACCUGGGCAACAGCUGCUACCUCAGCACCGUCAUGCAGGUCCUCUUCAGCAUCCCCCACUUCCAGAGGACGUAUGUCGGGAACCUUCAGAGGAUUUUUGACUAUUCACCCCUUGACCCCACGCAGGACUUUGCCACUCAAAUGGCCAAACUGGGUCACGGGCUCCUCUCAGGCCAGUACUCCAAGCCGCCUGUGAAAUGUGAGCUGAUUGAACAGGUGAUGAAAGAAGAAUACAAGCACCAACAGAAAGGCGUCUCACCUCGCAUGCUGAAGGCCUUGGCCAGCCGGGGACACCCAGAGUUUUCCUCGGACAGACAGCAAGACGCCCACGAGUUCCUCAUGCACAUCAUCAACUUGGUGGAGAGGAACAGUAGCAGCUCAGAGAAUCCCAGCGACGCCUUCCGCUUCCUGGUGGAGGAGCGAGUCCAGUGCUGCCAGACACGGCGGGUGCGAUACAGCCAGAGGGUGGACUACUGCAUCCAGCUGCCGGCACCCAUGGAGGCGGCAACAAAUGCAGAGGAGCUUCUGGCUUACGAGGUGAAGCGGAGAGAAGCCGAGGAGAAGAUGACAGCUCCUCCAGGGCCGGUCAGAGCUCGCAUCCCCUUCACUGCGUGUCUGCAGGCCCUCACCGAGCCCCACAACGUGCCCGACUUCUGGAGCUCGGCUCUGCAGGCCAAGUCAGCAGGAGUCAAGACGUCACGUUUCGCCUCCUUUCCAGAAUAUCUGAUCGUCCAAAUCAAAAAGUUCACAUUUGGAGUGGACUGGGUGCCGAAAAAACUGGAUUUGGCCAUCGAUGUUCCGGACUUCCUUGAUCUUAGUCGGCUGCGGGCCACAGGACUUCAGGCAGGUGAAGAGGAACUUCCAGACCUUAUGCCGCCCAUUGUGCUGCCCGAGGACACAACAGAUACCUCCAUGAGCUCCUUGGACUCUCCAGAGAUCGACGAGGUGGCCGUCAUGCAGCUGGCGGAGAUGGGCUUCCCGCUGGAGGCCUGCAGGAAGGCCGUCUACUACACGGGCAACAUGGGCCCGGAGAUGGCCUUCAACUGGAUCAUAGCCCACAUGGAGGAGCCCGACUUUGCAGAGCCUCUCCUUCUCCCCUCCAUGCUGGACCCCGCCCCCGACAGCCUCCUGGGCACCACCCGGCUGGACAACUCGCCCCCCGAGGAGAGCAUCGCCAUCCUCACUUCCAUGGGCUUCCCUCGCACUCAUGGCAUCCAGGCACUGCGAGCCACGAACAACAACCUGGAAAGAGCGCUGGACUGGAUCUUCACGCACCCCGUGGAGGAGGAGGAGGAGAGCGAUGCCCUUUCCAACAUGGCCGACACAGAGCCCAACGAGAACGCCUUCUCCAACGCCAACUCGCACAGCGACUCCACGUUGUCCCCAGGCGGCGACACGUCGGGGCCGCGGGUCAAAGACGGACCAGGACGUUAUGAGCUGUUUGCACUCAUCAGCCACAUGGGAGCGUCCACCAUGUCUGGACAUUAUGUUUGUCACAUUAAGAAGGAAGGAAGGUGGGUGAUCUACAACGACAACAAGGUGUGUUUAUCAGAAAGACCUCCAAAAGACUUGGGCUACAUCUACUUUUACCAUCGACUGUCCAGCAGUUAGACAUACAUCAUCUUCAUCUUCAUUUUCAUCUUCAUCUUCAUCAAUGAACUGCUGCCUUUUCACCUGCCUCCGUGGUAACCAUGGCGACACCUCCCUCAGUCAGCCUGCCGCGCCCACGAGGUCAGUGAGGAGCAACUCUGGUCACCAAGGGAAGGAAACGUCUUCUUCGUACGCUUUGCUUCAAAGUGUGUGUGUGUGUGUGUGUGUGUGUGUGUGUGUGUGUGUGUGUGUGUGUGUGUGUGUGUGUGUGUGUGUGUGUGUGUGUGUGUGUGUGUGUGUGUGUGUGAGUAAGAGUGAUGCCUUCAGGUGGCGUCUCAGGUACCUUUUUGUGCAGGUGUGUCUAACAGCACAACACUGCCAACACAUUUGAGUUCUCACAACAAGGAUUUUUUCUUUCAAGCUUUGAAAAGCAGAAAUAUUUUGGACACCUGACCAAGUUAUGAAGGGAAUUCAAUCGCAGCCAUUUUGUUUGUUUUUUCAACCCUGACAGGAUGUUCUCCUUUGCCAUUUUUUAUUUGGGUAAAGGCAUUUUUUAUUUUUUAGGAACAAUUAUGAAAGAAGGGAAUAAAAUGGUGUUAAGUUCCAGUAUUACUGUAAGUCCACCUGGGAAACAGCGUCCACUGUAGUGGACAUUAAGCCUUUUUAGGUCCAUUUCUUCGAUUUAUAAACAUCUGGGGAAAUAUUUAGUCCACUGCACUGGACAUUUAGCAUGUUUAGGUCUAUUUAUUUGAUUUACAAACAUCUGGGGAAAUAUUUAGUCCACUGCAGUGGACAUUUAGCCUUUUUAUGUCUAUUUAUUUGGUUUACACACAUCUGGGGAAAUAUUUAGUCCAUUGCAGUGGACAUUUAGCCUUUUUAGAUCUAUUUAAUUGGUUUACAAACAUCUGGGUAAACAUUUAGUCUACUACUGUGGACAUUUUGCCUUUUUAGGUCCAUUUCUUUGAUUUAUUAACAUCUGAGGAAAUAUUUAGUACACUGUAGUGGACAUUUAGCAUUUUUAGGUCCAUUUCUUUUAUUUACAAACAUCUGGGGAAAUAUUUAGUCCACUGCAGUGGACAUUUAGCCUUUUUAAAUCAAUUUAUUUGUUUUAUAAACAUAUGGGGAAAUAUUUAGUUCACUUCAGUGGACAUUUAGCCUUUUCAGGUCAAUGUCUUUGAUUUAUAAACAUCUGGGGAAAUAUUUAGUCCACUUUUAAGUACAUUUUGUUUACAAACAUCUGGGGAACUAUUUAGUCCACUGCAGUGGACGUUUAGUAUUUUCAGGUCCAUUUCUUUGAUUUAUAAACAUCCGGGGAAAUAUUUAGUCCACUGCAGUGGACAUUUAGCCUUUUUAAGUCCAUUUCUUUGAUUUAUAAACAACUGGGGAAAUAUUUAGUCCACUGUUGUGGACAUUUAGCCUUUUUAAGUCAAUUUCUUUGUUUGAUAAACAUCUGGGGAAAUAUUUAGUCCAGUCCAGUGGACAUUUAGCCUUUUCAGGUCCAUUUCUUUGAUUUAUAAACAUCUGGGUUAAUAUUUAGUCCACUGCAGUGGACAUUCAGCCUUUUUAAGUCCAUUUCUUUGUUUUAUAAACAUUUGGGGAAAUAUUUAGUCCACUGCAGUGGACAUUUAGCCUUUUUAGGUCAAUUUCUUUGAUUUACAAACAAACAAGUUACACAUUUCAGGUUAAAAAAAAACAAAAACCCAAAAAACAAAACUAAUGCACAACACAAAUGUACACUGGAGUGGACAUUUGUGUUAUGCAUAACAAGACUGUCUUUUACCUCAGAUAUUUGUGAAUCAAAGAAAAAUACCUAAAUCAAAUGACUUACAAAUUUCAGAGUAAAAAAAAAUACUACCUGUGGUAGUAUAUAACGGGGCUGUUUUUCCUCCGAUAUCUGUAAAUCAAAGAACAAUGCCUAAAAAUCAUAUGUUUAACAAACAAAACUGUUAGGCAUAAUGUCCACUGCAGUGGACAUUAUGCCUAACAGGGCUAUUUACCCCCAGACAUUUGUAAAUCAAAGACAUAGACCUGAAAGUAAACAUUAAAACAAACAAAUGAGUUACAAAUGUCCUGUUAAAAAACAAAAACACAAACCGUAAUGCAAAAUAUAAAUGUCCACUGCAGAGGACAUUAUAUGUCCACUACUGAACAUUUGUGUUUUGCAUUGUAAAGCUAUUUUUCCCCAGAUAUUUGUAAAUCAAAGAAACAGACCUGACAACAAAUGUUAAAACAAACAAGAGUUACACAUUUCAGGGUUAAAAAAAAAAAAAAAAAAAAAAAGUCCACUCCAGUGGACAUUUGUGUGUUACAUAAAAGGGCUAUUUUCCCAGAUAUUUGUAAAUCAAAGAAAUUUACCCUAAAAAUUAAACAAAC